CUCAAUCAGUGUUUAUCUUUGAGAGGGUGGGGGUCAAAAGAACAAGAGUUAUCACAAACCGGGUUUUCUAGGUAUAUAAUAGUGGUGGUGGUGGUGCUUUCUAAUCUUAUUAAAGGUGGAAAGAAAAAGUCAUAAUGUCUUUAGACAAAAUGGUAAAGAAAUAUGAGGCUGAUGUGUGUGUGAUAGGUGCUGGAAUAUCAGGCCUAGCAACUGCCAAGUGUUUGAAAGAAAAGGGGUUUAAAGUUGUCAUCCUGGAACAGAGUGAGCAAGUUGGAGGCCUCUGGUGCUUCAGAGAUCAUGGCUAUGGAGUUAUGCGAUUUACACAUAUAAAUGUUUCAAAGCAUAAUUACUGUUUCUCGGAUUUCCCUUUCCCUGACCAUGUGCCAGAUUUCCCACACAAUCGUGACAUGGCAGAGUACAUUAAUGAUUAUGCAGUGAACUUUGCCCUAGAUAAAUUGAUUCAUUUCAACACUCGAGUUGAAAAAGUUGAAAGGUCAGAUGAUGGUUGGAGAAUAUCAGCUAUUAAAACUGAACGUGGAGGAAGUCACAUUACGCAAUCAGAGAAUGAAAUAUAUAAUACCAAGUAUGUUGCUAUAGCAACUGGUCACCAUGCCAAAAUAAAAAUGCCUGCAUUUCCAGGACAGGAAACAUUUAAAGGUAAAAUAAUGCACAGUGUUGACUACAAGGAUGCCAUCACUAACGGCCUCAUUGGUCAAAGAGUUGUGAUCGUUGGCAUCGGAAACAGUGCAGUGGAUGCUGCUGUUGACUGUGCUACAGUUGGAAGGUGUAAACAAGUUGUGAUUAGUACUCGCUCUGGGGCAUGGGUUGUUCCAAAUUACGUUUUUGGUGCACCGGUGGAUCACUAUGCUUCUCGUUUGUUCUUGUGGCUGCCAUGGAAACUUAGCAACUACAUAUUUGAGACUGUAAUAUCUAUGCUUACAGGACAUCCAAAUAAGCUAUAUCUUCAUUCAACUAUUGAUAUGAUGGUUUUUCUCUUCCAGCUUUACAAGAAUGUGUUUUCUCCAAAAAUUGGAAGUUCACUAGCAUUCAUCGGAUUUGUUCAACCGGCAUCUGGAGGCAUACUGAGCAUGUCCGAAACACAAGCAAUGUGGUUCACUCAACUGUGUCGACAGAAAGUAAAAUUACCAAGUCCCCAAGAAAUGGAGGCAGACAUCAAAAAAGAAAAUGAAGAAGCUGGUAAUCGUUACUUCAAAUCAGCCCGACACACCAUUCAAAAGGACCCGAUCCUGUAUAACGAUGAAAUAUCAAGUUUUAUUGGUGCUAGGCCUCAGUUGUGGAGACAUCCUACUAUGGCUAUUAGGUUGCUGUUCAGUAGCUGUGGUGCAGCUCAGUGGCGGUUACAAGGGCCGUUUCAGUGGUCAGGGGCAAAUGAGACGGUCAGAAGUGUGCCAAUUACAGACUUCUACAAGUAUUCCUUGGUCGCUGUUUUGGUACUUUUUUUUGCUAUCUUCUACAAUCUGCUGUAUUUUUUCUGGUAAAUUUUGAUUAUAAUAAAAUAUUAAUUAGAAUUUAAUCAAUGUGAUUCUAAUUAUAUACUCAUAUGCUUGUUGCUGCCAUAAAAAGCAAGUUCAGUAAAUAUGAUGUAAAUGAUUAUGUAUAUAAUCAUGAUAUAAUUAAAGAGAAUAUUUUUAUUACAGUAAUUACUGACUUGUAAUAAAGGAUUUUACUUAAAGUAGACAAUAGAAUAUAGGGAAAAAAAAAGAGAUUAAAGUGGACAAGAAGUAGAAUGUAGUAGUUCAUAGUUAUUUAGCCUAUGUUUAACAUAGUAGUAGCUUAUAGUAACAGACCAUACAUGAACUUUGUGGUUUCAUCUGGGUUAUUCAGACACCCAUAAAAUGGGCAUCAUAUACUAUAAUUUUUCAUAGAAAAGGCCAAAGAUGGUGUUGGUUAUCUAAACACAGGAGGCAUUUUCAUGAUCUUACUUUAGUAAAUAAUUUGAAAAAUAUUUAGUGCAAUAACAUUUUUUAUUGUGAUUGUUUAUCAUUUAUUGACCUAUUAAUUUUUUUUUAUUUUAUUGAAUUUUAUCUACACUAAUUAUGAAAAUAGAUAUUGUUAAUGUCAGUAUUAUUAGCAGUAUGGAAAACUUCACGUAAAAUAGACCACGAUUUGGGACAGUAAUAGUAUAUUAAUGUUGAUGAAAUACUUAUAUUGUUGUUUUUUGAUAAUAAAUCAUAAAUCAUGAUAAACCAUGAUAAUAAACCAAGUGAGUGUAUACUGUAGUUCUUGCUAGAAAAAAUGUUAAGACCAUCUUUAACUGAACUGUCUAAAUGUAAAGAAUUGUUAAAGAAAAAUGUGUAUGAAUUUUGAUGAAAUACUUAAUAGUAUUAAUAUUGCUGUUACUCAAUUUAUUUUUAUUAUUAUUUUUUUUAUCAUCAAAAACCAUGUUAAUAAACGUGAGUGAGUGUAUAAUGUAGUUCUUGCUAGAAAAAAUGUUAAGACUAUCUUAACUGUGCUGUGCACAUGUAAAUCAAUUAUCGAAAAGAAAGAAGUAUAUGAAUAUUGAUGAAAUACUUUUAGUAUUAUAUUGUUUUUAAUUAUUUUAUCGAAAACCAUGAUAAUAAACGCGAGUUUCACGCAUGAUAAAAAAGUCUGCUUCUUUCCUUGAAUUAAAUUAUGUAAUAGCCUUAUUAUAGUUUGCAAUUUAUCUCCUCAAUAGUUUGAUAUAAUGAGAUGUCCUAGAUUCACUCAAUGAGAUGUCCUAGAUACACUCUUUAUUGUUUGUUAGUACAUGGUACUGUGCUAAUAAAUAAUCAUUACUAAAUCUAGAACAUCUAUUAUAUUACAUUACUUUAUCAGUCUAUUGAAGUUGUGAAUUAGGUUUGUCAUGAAUCUGCCAUAAUAGGAAAGAAAAGUUUAUCAUGAAAUUCGUUUCUUUAAUAGAUUAGUAUUAAUUUGAUUUUCAAGAUUUAUUAAGGAUUAGGUAUUCACACGGUACAAGUCUUCAGUUGAUUUAUUUUAUGUUUCUGACAGAACUCCAUUCGGUAUACAAAGAUUGUAAAAAAUGGGAACAAACAAUUGACGUUCAUUGACUGAUUUAUAGUCAAUUUAAACAGACACAACAUAAAUUGACUAUAUAUAUUUGAAUUUUCUUGUAUCAUAAUGGUAAUGACUGCAUCAAUAUUAAUGACAAUAUUUCAUGAUAAUGGACAUGUACUAUGUACUACCUUAUGUAUAGUUAAUAAACAACCACAAGAUUGCCUUUUCAGAAUAAAA
Messenger RNA from Anneissia japonica, 3234 nucleotides. Its product is annotated as dimethylaniline monooxygenase [N-oxide-forming] 5-like. Gene Ontology annotation, molecular function: N,N-dimethylaniline monooxygenase activity; flavin adenine dinucleotide binding; NADP binding. The coding region runs from base 135 to 1499 and encodes 454 amino acids. The record is from RefSeq and is a predicted model, not a curated record. The transcript is spliced from 9 exons. NCBI's taxonomy places the organism in Eukaryota, Metazoa, Echinodermata, Crinoidea, Comatulida, Comatulidae.